CGACCCACUUAUAUGUCGUGUCGUGCCCGUGCCCAUAAAGUUUAAAUCUAACACGACUCAUAAAUUAUUUGUGCUCGUGCCGAACUGACCCAUUUAUUUCGUGCCCGUGCCGGCACGGCCCAGUGCCAUGUACACCCAAAACCCGCCCCUCUCUCAUUCUCCCAUUUGGCGGUUGCCAAACACACGCCAAGUCAAGCGAGUAGGUCACUCAUUCUCCCCAAAAAAAACUCCAGUGCCAGUACCUCCUCUCCUCUCCUUGUACCAAAACCACCACCAGCUCCCCCCUCCUUCCAUCCCAAAUUCCACCAAAAAGUCCAUAUCACGCCACCGAUUCCUCGUGAUUUGCCGCCGGGGAUACAAAAUUCUCCUCUCCACCAUGUCCGCCGAGCACGACGACGCCGUGUUCGACCUCGACGACGAUGACGAGUCCUCCCAGUCUCAGGACGACGACGACGAUCUCGAGAACGAUGGCGUCCUCGUCGUCGAAGAGGACGAGGAAGAUCUCAAUUCCGUCCCUUCCCCUUCCACCCCUUCCCCCGCCUCCAUCUCCGCAGCGGCCUCCUCCCUCCCGAUCGCCGUCCCUUCCGCCUCCAUCGUCACCCUAGCCGCCGCUCCCAACGGCGCCGUCGAUCCGCACAAACUCCUCCCCUCCGAUUACUCCUCGGCCGCUGCCGUCCUCCCGGACGCGGUGAAGCGACCCCGCCUGACGCUCGUCCCGGUGUUCGAAGAGCAGCGGAAGCCGACUCCCCAGCCGCUCGACAAAUCGCGCCAACUGUUCCAGCGGUUGUGGACAGACGAGGACGAGAUCGAGCUGCUGCAAGGUUUCCUCGAGUACUCGAACCAGCGCGGCGGCGGGAGCCACCACGACACGGCGCUGUUCUACGACCAGAUCAAGUCGAAGCUCCAGCUGGAUUUCAACAAGAAUCAGCUGGUCGAGAAGCUGCGGAGGUUGAAGAAGAAGUACCGGAACGUCCUGAACAAGAUCGGUUCGGGGAAAGAGUUCUCCUUCAAGACCGCUCACGAUCAGGUCACGUUCGAGAUCUCGCGGAAGAUCUGGAGCACUACGGGAAAGCUCGCGAGCGUCGAGGAUGGGAAUUUGGACGACGAUGAAGGGAACCCUAAUCUCAACAAUAACAACGAUGGCGGUGGCGGUGAGGAUCAAAAGUCCACGCCUCGGCCGCGAAAGCGCUCCCGAUCUCGCUCCCUAGCCGCUCCUCUCACUCUCACCGCCUGCGGUGGCGGUGGUAACAGCAUCGUUGCCGCUGUGGCCGCCACGGCCGGCGGAGGAGGCAACCUUGGGGGUAAAGUGGAUGAUAAGCGUGUAGUGGUUAACGAUGGGGUUGUUUCCAAUAACAACGACGUGAGCAGUAAUGCUCAUAGCAAUGUGAAUGUGAAUGUGCCUAGUUUGAUUGAGGAGACUGUGAAGAGUUGUUUGUCGCCAUUGUUUAAGGAGUUGUUGAGCAAUGCUAUGGCCGCUCCUGGGGCUUCGUCUGGGGGGAGAGGAAUUGGGGGAUUGGCCAUGAAUGCAUUUCCAUUGAGCUUCGGAGGAGUGGAGAUGAUGGCUGAUGAGAAGUGGAGGAAGCAGCAGAUAUUGGAGCUCGAGGUAUACUCGAAGCGAUUGGAGUUGGUUCAAGACCAAAUUAGAUCACAGUUGGAGGAGCUGCGCUCGGUGGGUCGGUAAUCUAAUCGGUUGAUGAAUUUGGAGUAAGUUUGCAGCAUAAAAAGAGUUUCCUUUUAGCUACUGGAGGUGUUUGAAUGACUAUGUAGGGGAAGCAGGAGCUAAAAAGCAUCGGCAUUUUUUAUCAGAACCUUUCUUUUUUAUGUGUUUGGGUUAAUAUUAUUAGUUAUCUGGUCUUCUUUUCCCGGGUUUAUUUGACAGAACCAGAUGUUGAAUAACUAGUCUCUGAUUGAUCUUAGUGUCUAGAGCUCAUAGUCUCUGUUCUACAUUGUAGAUAAUCGCUUGAUGCGUAGAUUGGUAAUCACUAAUAAAGACUUGGACUUGUUAACUUAAUUACUGCAGUUUAUGUAAGCUUCCUUUUCCUCUGCUGUAAUCAUGUGAAGGGCUUCUUGUUCGUUCUCGCCUUUCUCCUCAGCUUUCCUCAGGACUCUCAAUUUGCAACCUUCGAUUAUCAUAAUAGUUUGUCUAUAGUGUGUACAGGCUGAACGACUGAUAAUUUACCUCCUGUGGCUGUGGGAUUGCAUGUUGACCAUUCUGAGUUGCAUCCUGAUUUCAUUAGGUUCUCUUUCUGCCUCUCUGCAAUGUUCAUUUCUGGCUGGCCAUUCACUUGGUCAUUAGAAGAGCAGAAUCUGCAGUUUCGCGUUGUGUCUCCUUUUGUGCAGAUGGAAUUUUUUCUCCUGGUCGAGUGACUGAAAGCUAGCUGCUCGUAUGUGAUUCGCUAUGGAAACUGUUUCAUGUCGGCUGUUUCCGGGCUAUCUCUUCUCUAGUAAUGCUGUUAUGAUCUGUUUGUUUAUUUUGAGGCUUAACAGGUUGCGGAGAAUCGUAAAGUGUUGGUCCUGCCUUGUAAAGCUCAUCUGAUCUUGGCUGAGGCUGGUGUUGAUGUUAGGUUAGCAACUGCUUCAUUCAGGUCGGGUUUGCUUUGGUAUAGCUUAGCUACUUGGAAAUGGAACAGCAAAAGGCACUUUUUGAUUCUCCAUCUCUUGACCUUUCUUUUCCUCAACUUUCAAUGUUUUGCUCUUUUUAUAUGCCAAUCUUUUUCACAAUUUUGUGUGUUUGCAUGAUGGUUUCUGCCUGGUGUGUUUCAUUUUCCUCCCCUGCCAUUUUCUUUGUAUACGAAGUUCAAUCAAAUAACAUACCUCCGUUACUUUUUUUUCUUGUUCCUCCUAGCUCCUGUGUUCCAGUGGUGAAGGAUUCUUCAAGCAUUUGUUGAUGUCCUUCAACUAUGUCCAAUUAUGAAAUCUAUUGCUGACGGGGGUAGCACCUUGUACGAUUGUGAAAUUGUGAUCCUUGCAAAACACGGAUGAAUAACAGCCGUCUUGUUUGUGUGCUCAUGAUUUUCUUCAACUGGACUGCUGGUUGUGGUCUUCCUUGAGGAGCUUUCUCUCACUGCCCGGCUCUAUUCAGCGGCCAAGCUGGAAUGCCAAACGUGAAACGACUACCUUGAUUGAUAAAACUGACUAAGCGAAAGGCAGCGCCUAAAAUUAGGGGUAGAUCCACCCACAAAUAAUCCGACCUGCAAACCGUGUGUGAUUGAUGUAGAUGGAUUGCGGAUUGAUAAAUCUCCCAUACCCACUUAUGUGGGUGGGUGGUGGGUGGAUUGUGGGUCACCCGAAUGACAUGCAUUCUAUUUUCACAUGAAAAAAUAAUAAUAUUUGUUUGACUAAUAUUAUUGGUUAUUGUGUUGUCUAAUAUCCAUUACAUUUGGAUAUUGUAAUGUAAAUUAUUGUUAAUAUCCAUUAAAUAUUAGGAUGAAAACUAUAAAUUAUUAAUUUAAUCAAAAUUACAAAAUGCG
Molecule: messenger RNA, 3470 nt
Organism: Linum trigynum
Lineage: Eukaryota; Viridiplantae; Streptophyta; Magnoliopsida; Malpighiales; Linaceae
Source: the annotation of a GenBank genome assembly